UUCAUAAGCGCGGGAACGUUAGAUUACGGUGAAAAAACAUGAAGCACAAUUAUUUUGCAGUAAUUUUCCUCGUUUUCUGCUACUUUUUGCUCUUCUGCGUUGCUGAUGACGUCGUCGAACUACAAUGUCGUGCCACGAAAGAGUCCAAAGACGUCUGUUUGGUGACAAAAAAGGGAAAUUUCCAUGAAAAAAACGUCACAAUUGUCUCCGGCAAGGCUGCUGAAGUGAAGCACAUGAAAAUUCUCCGAGUCGAUUUGGGCAAAAUCCCCUCCGGAUUGAAGAAUUUCCGCAAAUUAGAGACUGUAACGUUCGAAUCGUGCGGCAUUUCGUCGUUGGAUGGCAUGAAAAACGUCAAAAGUGUCCAGCAAAUAUUCCUGAAUAAAAAUGAAAUAUUAAAAAUGGGCGAUGCCAAGUUCCAUGCGAAAGUCGUGUACAUCGAGGCACAAUUUAACAAGAUGGAAAAUGUCACAAGGAACGCUUUUAAGAACUUACCGAACCUGUAUUGGCUGGAUUUGAGCAAUAAUCGCAUCAAAAAGCUCCCGAAGAAGGUUUUUCAGCACAAUCCGGUCCUCACAUCGCUCAAUUUGAACAACAAUCGUUUGCGGAAUGUUCGUCAAGUGUUUCGGCAUCAAGAAAAUUUGAGAUUUCUUAGACUUGCGAUGAACCGGAUCACAAUUAUUCAAGCGGAUGACUUCAAAAACCUGAAAAAUUUGAGGGAACUUGACGUUUCGGGCAAUAAAAUCACGAGUAUUGACCCAAAAGCCUUCGAUGGAUGUCAAUCUUUGGUCAUGUUGAACCUCUCGAAGAAUUUUUUGAUGAAUUUUCAGUUCACGAUCGUCAGUAAAAGUUUGUCCUUUUUGUAUUUGAUGGAAAAUCCUUUACAAAACGUGACUUUGGACUACAAAGAGAAGCCUAGCAGACUCGUUUUGGAUGCGUCACGUGAAAAAAUCCAAAAUGAAACGCAGUUAAAGGUCAAAUUUCCACGAGGACUUCCAUUGGCGCACCUGAAUUUGGCGAAUACGAACUUGAAUAAUGUCAAUAACGUCGCUCGUGUGAAGGGACUUCAAAAGUUAUCACUCGCCAACAAUACCGCCAUUACCUCUUCAUCGCUAAUUUCGCUACUGACACUCACAAAUUUGCAGGAAUUGAAUUUGCAAGGCACCAAUUUGACCCCGGAGCAGCUGACAACCGUCUUGGAAAUGACAAAUUUGGUGUCGCUCGAUGUUUCUGGCAACCCCAAGUUGCGUGGCGUGACUUUUAAGCAACGUUCAAACUCGGUUCUGAGCAAAUUGGUCUUCAAUAAUUGCAAUUUGACGCAAUUGAAUGUCCCGGGAUUGCGAAAUUUCUUCACAAAACUGCAGGAAAUUCACAUCAGUGGCAAUAAUUUCACGUGCGAAUACCUAAAAGAGCUCGUGGCGAAGCUGCAUAAUGCCGGGAUACGAGCUCAUGUGAGUCUUAAUGAGCUGAAUAAGUGUCCGUGGUUUGCGCGACAAUAAUUUUUUUUUGUAUUUAAUCAGUUAGUGAUAAAAUUCCAACCAUAAA
Molecule: messenger RNA, 1542 nt
Organism: Culicoides brevitarsis
Lineage: Eukaryota; Metazoa; Arthropoda; Insecta; Diptera; Ceratopogonidae
Product: protein artichoke-like
Exons: 1
Coding region: 39-1496 (485 amino acids)
Molecular function (GO): protein binding
Source: RefSeq, a predicted model, not a curated record